This is a messenger RNA of Oncorhynchus mykiss (rainbow trout), 2782 nucleotides long. NCBI's taxonomy places the organism in Eukaryota, Metazoa, Chordata, Actinopteri, Salmoniformes, Salmonidae. The record is from RefSeq and is a predicted model, not a curated record.
GAUCACGUUAACUGGCUGAUAUCUCGUAGAACAAUUAUCUCAUGUGUUACUUUCCCCAGUUUCUGUGUUGUUGUGGGUUUGUAUGUGUGUGUAUUUCAGGAAAUGGCUUCCUGGAAUCCUAAAGCAACUGAUUGGUCGGCCCCAUCGCUGGCUAGACCUCUGACCCCUCCCUCUCAUUAGGGGAAACAGCUCCAAUUACCAACUCCUUCUCCAGCUUGGUUUCCUUUGUCAGAAGAGAGCUUCUUUUUAUGUCCUGUGUUGAUAUUUGUGGCGGUCAGUGAAACGUUUGUGGAUAUUAUUUUGUAGCCGCUCCUUCUGAGGUAUGUGUAUGCCAAUAGGACUUAGUGAACCAUUUCAAUAACCAAAAACACUAUAAGUAAUUAUUCUGUUUCACUUGUUCCUGGAGGGGAAGGGGAACGCACCUUGGGAGUGUUUAGGCAAGAGGACUGAAGGAAUACAUAACCCAUAGUAUUUAAUCUGUCUAUGCACACUAGGUAAGACCUGGGUGGACCACCCCCUGUAUUUUGGUUAGCGUGCCAGAUGGUGCUAAAGGUUAGGGAACUAGUGGUAAGAUAGGAGAGGGGUCUCUAACUAGUACUUUUUUUGCUUUGGUUCCAUCCAGAUCCUUUUCCCCACCUUACUGUGUUAAGGAAUAAUACAUUCCUUGUAAAUUGUAUUUUUCUCGUCCUGUCACCCUUCCCUGCACCUACGAUCACAUACUUCUUCACUCCACGAGGAGUUAAGGUGUAGCAGGAUGUUCCUCCAGGAGGCGUACGUAACACAUACGUGAAUGGAUAAUCUAUCUGGCACCACUAUGAUGUGUCAGGGCAGAAGAGUCCUGCUCGCAUGGAUAAGUCUGAGCCUGUUUGUGAGUUUCCAUACAGUCGAAGGCGACAGAGAGAGCCUCUUCCAGCUUCAUACUAGUUAUGGUCAGCUGGAGGGCAGACUGGUCAGAGUGAGAGAGAGCCAGAGGAAGGUGGCUGCCUACCUGGGGAUCCCCUUCGCUGAGCCCCCUGUCGGGCCCCUGAGGUUCCAGGCCCCCCGGCCUCCCCGGGUGUGGCAGGGACUAAGAGAUGCCAAGGCUUACCCCCCUCUGUGUCUGCAGAACAUGAACCACACUAGACAAAUGGUGGACCUGUACGGAGGUCGGUUCCCUGUCCUAACCACCUCAGAGGACUGCCUUUACCUGAACAUCUACACACCAGUCAAACCUGGGGACCCAAGGAAACUACCAGUGAUGAUUUGGAUCCAUGGUGGAGGCUUUCUCAUGGGAGGGGCUUCACUCUAUGAUGGCUCCUCAUUGGCUGCCUUCGGGGAUGUUGUGGUGGUCAUCAUUCAAUACCGUCUGGGUAUCCCAGGGUUCCUCAGCACAGGGGAUGGCCAGUACCCCGGGAACGUGGGUAUUCUGGACCAGGUGUGUGCCCUGCACUGGGUGCAGGAGACCAUCAGCAGUUUUGGGGGAGACCCAGGAUCUGUCACCAUUUUUGGAGAGUCUGCUGGGGGUGUUGCCAUCUUUUUACAUAUGAUGUCCCCUCUGUCAUCAGGACUGUUCCACAAGGCCAUCAGUCAGAGUGGAGUACCCCUCAUUUCUCUGUUCAUCCAGGAUGACCCCAAACCUACUGCACAGCUGGUGGCACAGAGAGCAGGAUGUCCCAGUGAUGACUCUGCAGAGCUCAUGACCUGCCUCAGCACCCUCAGCCCACAAGACAUAGAGGCGGCUACACCUGCAAUGGGGGAUAUGGUUCUGUCUGUGCACAGGGAUGGGACAGUCAUCCCUACCAACCUGGAGGAAGUCCUGCAGACCAAGAGCUUCCUGGGUUUCCCCAGGAUCAUAGGGGUCAACAACCAUGAGUAUGGAUGGAUGCUCCCACAUUUUUUCCUUUUUCCUGGAUGGGAUCUUGGAAUGACCCGUGAAAACAUGAUGAUGAUCCUGGCGUUUAUGCUUCAGGAACUGCGUAUGCCAGACUCUGCCCUGGGGAUCAUCGUAGGGGAGUACUUUGGUGACAUGAAGGACCCCGUGGGGAUCAGAGAUGCCUUCUUGGAGCUUAUGGGAGAUCUACUGAUUGUGGUCCCUGGGAUCGAGGAAGCCAGAAGGUGUAGAGAUGCUGGUUGCUUGAUCUACUACUACGAGUUCCAGCAGCGCCCCUCCAUGUUCACGUCCAGCAGGCCAGGCUUUGUGAAAGCAGACCACUUUGAUGAGGUUGGCUUUGUGUUUGGCGCCCCCUUUUGGACAGAUGACAUAGUGAUGUUAGAUAACACGACAGAUGAGGAACGACAGCUUAGCAGGACCAUGAUGAAAUACUGGACUAACUUUGCCAGAACAGGUAACCCUAACGGAGAGAAUAUGUUUGAUUGGCCAACAUUCACCACAGAAGAAGAGUGUCUACUGAUCCAGGCCAACCUCGGGCUGGGCAGUGUCUCAGAGAAGAAGAGAGCCCAGUUCUGGACCGAAGACUUCCCCAAAGGACUGCAGACUGCUGGACACAAAGAUGCACACAAUGACCUGUAGAGCUGAAUUUUCACUGUGUCAAAUGCUGUUCUAGGAGUGUCCAUGUUGUUUCCCUCCACUCCAGUGAUGUCAGUCUGCUAUUAGGUUACAGUAUAUGAGGCUUUCUUUGCCUUUUCCUUAUUUUGUAUCAUAUUUUGGCCAUUUUAAUAUUCCAGAUUUUCUGUAGUGGUUUGCUCUUCUAUUUUAUAUAUUAAUUGUUUUUGAUAUUGUGUAGCCUAUUUUUUUUUUUAUCUUGCUGUGCAUAUGCCCAAUUAAAGCCAUACAAUCCAUAAA